CAUAUGUGGACGCAUUAAAUUCUUUCAACUCUUGGACUGUGGACUUUAUCUAAAGAAUGCAAUAAGAAAAUUACCAAAGAUUUAUUAGCUCUGUCUGCAGAAAACUAAAUUAAACUCUUGUGUCUCUAUCAGGCAGCUGUCUCUGGGAAAUAUGUCUCAACAAAAGCAGAAUUUGCUAUGGCUGAUGAUCAUCUGCUGUUCUAUGUGCCAGAUAACCUGCUCAAAAAACCUGAAAAUCAGCAUCAGUUUGACCAAUCAAUGUUUCUUGAACCCAGCAAUUCCAGCUGUAGCACUGACCUGUCAAUCACCAAAUAACAUAAAUAAUUUUCACAUAAUGAAUGUCAAACUAAGCAUCUCUUCUCAAGGACAAUGCAAAACAUACAGUUUCAAACUAACAGUUCGAGGGCAGAAAAAAGAAGUCAGAAUGAAAGAGAUGAAUGAAGACAUAAAUGAGUUAUUUUCGCUAAACACUAAGUGUCAGCGAUUAGUAGCCCCGAAUUCAGCAGGUCUGACUUGCCAGAAUCUGUGGGGCAAUAGAAACGGUGGAAGUUGUUUGGAAAUCCCUCUUGUUGAUCCUGGAAAGACAUGUAGAGGGGCUACAUAUGAUGAUAAAAUCUGCAAAAAGAGCAAAGGAAGCAGUUACGUUCUGCGUUUCAUCAGAAGUGAAUGGAUGUGUGUGACCUGCCCAGCCAGUGCUGUCACUGUCACUCUACAACCACACGAGGUUACUUACAAUAUGUCUGUUCAAGUUGAUGAUGGUGAUGUUGAUCCCUCAGAAGCAUCAGACUAUUUGAACAAAAUGGAGUCUAAAAUGGAAGAGAUGGAGAAAAACAAUAUAAGCAAAGCAGGGAUCGUCAUGGGGGAUGCUAUUGGUCUUCUUCAUGUACAAGCCAAAAAUACAAAAACCAAAGACAUAUGCUACUCUUCAGAUGAGGACAUUAUAAACGAUGUUGAUUGUCAGAGCGACCUGAAUGCAAACUUUCCCUGGUCUGUAAAGGUUUCCAGCGAGGCCUUUAAUAAAUCACGACGGGAAAACAAUGGAACAGCGUUUCUUGCAAUUCUACAAUUCUACAAUAUGAGAAAUGAGAAUGAAAUGCAAAAAUUCACUGUUUUGAACAAUGAAGUUUAUGGACUAAUGAUGAGGGCCAAUAUCUCCAACCUUACUGACAAUAUUGACAUAUUCUUUACAAAAAACAAUCAGGAGGAUAAGGCGUCCUGCGUUUCUUGGGAUGGCAAAGGACAACUUAACUGGACGACGUCUGGCUGUGAAACAGAAACAAUCGACAGUAACACCAUAAAGUGCUCCUGCUCACAUCUGACGUUCUUGACAGUGCUGAUGCAUCUGCCAGACUUAAAAAUCACAGCGAUGCAUCCAGAAUCACUGACUUUCAUCUCUUCUAUCGGCUGCGGCAUCUCCAUAUUUUUUCUGGCCGUCGCUUUAUUCAUGCAUUUCCAGCUACAAAAAGCCAAAUCAAAUCAGGCCACGAAGAUCUUGAUGAACAUGUUUGUGGCUUUGUUUCUACUGAAUGUCUCGUUUUCGUCAAACGAGAGCGUCGCUAACACAGAAGACAACGCUGCGUGCGUCUUCAUAGCGCUGCUCCUGCAUUACUCCAUGCUGGCCUCAUUCACCUGGUUCUUCAUUCAAGCUCUUCAUAUGUACUUAUGGCUCCUCAGACAGAACGUCACCAUCACAAACUACACGAGGAAGAUCACCGUGCUGGGCUGGGUGUGUCCGGCUCCAAUAGUCGUAGCUAUUGUUUCUGUAGGAGGAUAUGAAGCAGUGACCCUGACCCUGAACACAAUGUCUGGAAAAAUCACACGAAUGUGCUGGAUUGCAAAUCCUUACAUUCACUACACAGUGAAUAUCGGCUACUUCGCUUUAGUUUUUAUUUUUAUGACAGGAAUCUUCAUCACUAUCUUAACUACAUUUGUUCAUGCCAAACACUUAAGAGCGACUGACGGCAAGAGAAAGACGUUCAGAAAGCAGCUGAUGAUGGUGUUGAGUUUGUUCCUGCUCUUCGGUCUGACGUGGUCUGUGGCGUUCUUCAGUUAUGGACCGAUGCACAUUACCUCAUAUUACAUAUUCACUGUGUUGAACUCGUUUCAGGGUGAGAAGCAAUCACAUGCAUCAAUACAUUUGGGAUUUUCCUCUUCCUGUAUUACUACCACAUUCGCAAUGAUGUUGCAGGUAAUUUCUCAGAUGAUCCAGAUAGCACCGACUCCACCACAAUCAUCACUCAAUCCAGCAUUAAUGCUGUGGAAAAUAUUCAUAACCAGGAUAAUUAAGACAGAGGGCUUUCUGUGUCUCAGGCUUUCUUAGACUGAUUUCUUAAACUGAUCUGUACAGGUGUUGUUUAAGAAGAAACUGCGUAUUCUGACCAAAAUCAAGCUCAAAAACAACACAAAGAUAAAAGUCACUUAUGAACGAGAGAGAACUGUUUAAAAUGAUGCAUGCACAUAUAAAAUUAUGAGCCUAAAAAUAUCAACUUAAGUGAAAUAACUCAAAACAAAUGACUAAUCUGUGUUGAUUGUUACUGUAACAGUCUAUUAUUGUGGAAGGAUUGAAUUGUGCUUUCAAAUCUCUGAUAUGAUCUGAUAUUACCAUUGCUGAUUUAUUAAGUGUUAUAAUCAUCCAUGUGUGUGUCAGAGCAACUCAAACAACAGGAUGACAGUAAUGUCCACACACCUCAGACAUUUGCAUGGUUAUUUCAUUAAGAAGACCCUGUCAGAAUCAGCUGAUGAUUAUUUAAUCACUUCAACCUACAUAAUCUCCGUUUAUUUUUUUCUCUCAGUAUUUAUCAUGUGACUGUAAUGAAACUAAUUAAAUGUGAUUAAUCACUAUUAUGGACUUUCAGUGGAUUCAAAAUUAUUUGACUUUAGUCAAACUUGUAAACAUGUGAAUGUCUUUCAUUAGAUAACAAAA
Messenger RNA from Onychostoma macrolepis, 2923 nucleotides. Its product is annotated as adhesion G-protein coupled receptor G2-like. The transcript is spliced from 17 exons. Gene Ontology annotation, cellular component: membrane. Gene Ontology annotation, biological process: cell surface receptor signaling pathway; adenylate cyclase-activating G protein-coupled receptor signaling pathway. NCBI's taxonomy places the organism in Eukaryota, Metazoa, Chordata, Actinopteri, Cypriniformes, Cyprinidae. Gene Ontology annotation, molecular function: G protein-coupled receptor activity. Bases 152 to 2320 code for a protein of 722 amino acids. The record is from RefSeq and is a predicted model, not a curated record.